UGCGCGUGUGUAUUUUUUUAAGGUGUUUUACUUUGAAAGUAUUUACAGGAAGUCGUAUAAAAAAUAGAAAGCCAGUCCACUCGUCUGAUGAUAAACGUGCCAUACACCGUCCGAAGACAAGAGGCGUGAACGUCGCGGUGUAGCUGCCAGCAUACAGUGAGGCGUUGUCUGUUCAUUUAGAAAUGGAUAUCGGUGGAGUAUCAAGGAAACCAGUGCCUAUCCUCUCUGCUGAAGAGGCCAUAGCCACCUUUAACCCGGACGUGGACAGACCCCGCUGUUCCAGCACCCCUUGUUCCCCCAUCAAAAGUACUCUUGGUGGAUACCAGAUUGUUCACAUGGACUCUAACUUCCUGGUGGGCUUCACCACAGGUGAAGAGCUGUUGAAAAUGGCCCAACACUGGUCCUCCAGCGCCCCGGACCAGAGCUCUCUGCCGGGCGUAUCUCCUAGCUUUGUUUCGACCACUGGACCCAAAGCGAACGAUUUGGGUAUUCACCGGGGAUCCCACAUCCUUAAAGCCAAAAGCCGAUCCUACCAGCCUUACGGCGUGCCCGCUGCUAAUGGGCGGAGUCGGAGGCGUAUGCCCAGCUCAGGUGACACCCUGCUCAGGUCCUUGACACAAGGGGAGUCUAGAAGGGGCCUUCAUGGACCCUUACCCCUCUGUCUAAUCAAAGGGAACAGGGCGCAGGCCAAGUCUCUAGACUACCUCAAUCUAGAUAAAAUGAGUAUUAAAGAGUCAACCGACACAGAGGUUCUCCAGUUCCAGCUUCAACACCUGACUCUGCGUGGAGAGUGCUUGUUCUCCAGAAACCAAACAUGAAGCGACGUCAGAAUGCCUUUUUAGGCACCAUCUGCCCUUGCUAGGGAUUUUGGUGCUUGCAGCUUUGUUUUUCCAUGUUCAUAUGAUAGGCGGGUUGUUAACGAGAUACUAUUUAAUAUUUAAUAUUGUUGAUUUAAAAAUUGAAAGGUGGAGGCUAGGCAUGGAGAUGCAUAUUAAGUUAACACUAUUCACAGUUGUGAGGAAUAGGUUAGGGAUAAUAUUUCGAAAACGAAGGAUGGUUACAAAAAUGUGAAGUAUGUCAAAAUUAGCAAUAACUAGUUAUAUAUUGAUAAUAUUAUGUUUGUACCGUAAUAUGAGUUAAUUAUGUGCAAAUGAAAGAGAUGAUGUAUGUGUGUGCUGACAAUGUUUCUAUUAACACUGGUAAAAAUGGAUUAUACAACUGUCACGUUUGCAGAAUACUGUAUCCUUUCCUCCACUUGAUUGCACUUUGUUUGACACAUAUAAUCCAAACAAAAAAUAUAGCACACUCUUUCCGUUUUCAAACAAUCUAGCCUUAUACCCCGAAACUAUUUGUACGCUGUAUGCAAGCAUUGUGUAAAAUCAACUUCUCGACAAAGUUUUCUCAUUACCCUCCUGUCCAAGAAGAAACGUAGGCUUUAUAUUUACCUGUGACUGUUAUUAGACUUGAGGUUAUUUAAGACCAAUCCUCUUUAGAGGAUUUGCCAGGGUGAGGCUUAGUGUCUGGUAGUGCCUGAAACUGAACCUUACUAUAGACAGACCUAGUCUCUUCUUUUACUAAAGUUAUGAUUGAUACUCAGAAAUAGUAACAGUGUUAGUGUAGGAUUUGUUUUAGUUGCUGCCUAAAACUGUGCCUGGGGGUUGCCUAUUUACAAAAUGUAUUUACAUCAUUUCCAUGUGUAUGUGAAACUCGAUCUCCAAAAACGUUAAGAAACUGCAUUGUUGUGAUCUUUCUUUCAUACAUUUUAGAAGGCUGUUGAAAGAUAUCCAAGGAGCAUUAUAAUUUUGAUAGGUGUUAUUCUGUAAGGGGAAAACCAACUCAAUUACUAAAUGUCAAGCCAUUACAUUUACGAAUGACAUGUACCAAAAUAACGAAUAAACCCAAAUAUUAUUAUUUAUUGUUGUUCACUUAAUAAUUUCAGGUUCCUUGUCCUAUGAGGAUUGGAAUAUCCUAGUUUUGUUAUUUACAGCAUAUUUGAAGGCUUCUUCGGACCCAGAAAGGGAUCUCAUUAAUCAUAUUAAAAUGAUUAAGAGCCAGAAAGGGAUCUCAUUAAUCAUGUUAAAAUUGUUAUCCUCCGUUCACAAGUAGAAAUGAACCUGAAGCAGAAUGAGAUUUUCAAUGACAUUAUGUAGUUGUAUAUAUGUCAUAAACAUGUCAUUCCAACAGCCAUGGCCAAACGUGUGGUGCAUGUCAACAUAAAGACAUCAAAAAUAUAUUCAUUUUUUUUACGGCACAAGAGAUAAGCUAAUGGAUUGAUGGUUCGCAGAGCAAUAAAGAAAGUCACGGAUAAGGUUGAGUCUGUGAUAGCAUCAUAAUAUAACCACACACACAGACGAAUGACAUCAGAAUUGGAUCUCACACGUCCUCUUCAAAAGGCCUGAACUGCCUGAAUUUUAAUUGAGUGGCCGUAUUUACAAUUAAUGCCAUGAGGAGAGUUCAGUAAUGUCCCUUGAACAAUUAUCAUUAACUGUCCCAUGAACUCUUUUGAUUAUCGGUGUAUGUGUUACAUUUAUAUUUCAGUCAUUGAACAAGAAUGACAUAACUCCUUAACAAAUAUUGAUUGAAUAUCUAUUGAUGUAACAAAUAAAAUUGUAUUGUACAAAUCA
Molecule: messenger RNA, 2624 nt
Organism: Gadus morhua (Atlantic cod)
Lineage: Eukaryota; Metazoa; Chordata; Actinopteri; Gadiformes; Gadidae
Gene: macir
Product: macrophage immunometabolism regulator
Exons: 2
Coding region: 183-818 (211 amino acids)
Biological process (GO): negative regulation of cytokine production involved in inflammatory response; negative regulation of fibroblast migration
Source: RefSeq, a predicted model, not a curated record